AUGACUUACCCGAAUGCAGUGAGUUUCACCUAUGUUUCUUUACAUUCCGGUCUUCAUCUCUGCAAGAUUUAUCCUCCCAUUUGCGUCGCGCAUAGCGACAUCGAGAGUCUUCAUCGGACGAGCUCCGAUGAUGAUGAUGAAAGAACUGCUCAGCUUCACUUUGUCCCUCAGUCGGCCGAUCACAGCUUUGAUGUGGAACAAAGGGUGGACGGGAUCUUGAAGAGCGAUAUGUCAAUCGACAACGCGCAAUGCAACGAAAAAACUACCAAGUCACAUUUGCGAGAAUCUGACGCAUAUAGUCGGUCAGGUGAGCAUAACCAGAUGGAAAGCCUACAACAGAACGCCGCUACGACCUGGGCACCGCGCCGAAUUGUGUUGCCAGCCGAUGCAUCCACUUGCAUUCGACCCGACAUUGAAACCGCUACUGACGAAGUACAGCUAUCAUGCCUCGAUUCAGCGCGACUUGUAACUGGUGCUAGUGCCGCUGCUAAAUCUUCCGUCAAAUACAUCCUCCCUUUAUCGUUAACGGAAGCCAUUGAGAGCUCUCCUACGGCUGAUUCUGCUCCAGGUGAUACGAAUAUCGAACAAAUUUCAGAAGUAGAACAAAUACACGACGAUCAUUUGGUCGAUUUUGAAGUCUACGUCAAGGAUUCGCUUUCUGUGCUGGAAGUGACAGACGAUCCAGGUAGUCCGUGCACCAUUUUCAACGGCUCACCACUGAUUGCCAGCCUUUGCUCUCCACCUAAUACUGCCUAUCGUGAAGAAAACUAUGUUGACCCUCUGAGAAUUUUUGUCCCGGAUGUGGAACAAGUCCGACUUCCGGUGUCCGCUGCUUCGACUUCUGCUCUUUGUUGUACUGAUCUGGUUCUGCCUUGUUCUAUUUCUGGGGGUUCUCCCGAUCAUGCCGCUGGAUCUCUGUCCAUGCUCUGCACAAAUGCUGAAUCCUGUGAUUUGCUUGCUGGGCCCUCUAACGCUGAUGUUCAUCCAAUUGCUGAUUCUCUCGAUGCUCAGAUAAUUUACGACCCUGAUACUACAGCUGAAGAUGCACAACGUACAUCUCUACUUCUAGAUCCUUUCUGCCAUGUGUCAAGUUCGUCUGAUUCCCCAGACGGCUCUCGCGUGGAUCCGAAGAGGAUCAGUUCUGACCUCAGUCUUACAGACGGAUGUCUGGGUCACCUUGAUUGUCCUAUUGUUACAGAUGGGACUACUCUGGACGCGGAUCCUGUGCCUCUUUCAGCCAAAAUGUUCGUAGUAGAUACAACGACUGGCUUGCAAGUUGCUGCCGAGAAAUACGUAGAUGACGAAAAACUUACUUCAAGUAUUCCUCCUCAGCUACCUUAUCUUGUUGACCUGGUUGUUCUUCAGCUUCCGAAUAAGGUGGAGCCUAUAUCCACAGAAUGCUCGUCGUGCGAUAGCUUUACUGAAGCCACAAGUACAUCUAUGAUUGCUGACACUGCAAGCACCUAUUUUACGGAUCAAGAGGCCCCAACAGCAGUUCAAGCUCCGCGGGUUGAUGUCAAUAUAUCGUCGAGCGUGCCUUCUGCUCCUAAUGAAGAAGCCAGACUGGAUUUAGUGGUGCUACCUCUGAGCCCCAUCGAAUCCGCUCAACUGACCGGAGUUCUGGACCUGGAGGAUUCUGGGCUCUCCUGCUCGUUGGGGGACGACCUAUGUUCCGACAUGGUAUUAGAUGAAAAGUCGACCUGCUCGCAAUAUGUCGACCAAGAUGCUGAACAGCUUUUGACCACGGAUGACAUACCUUCCUCUCCGUUACCGUCAUCAUCGCCUUUUCCAUCCUCUAGCCCUUGUAAGAUAUUUUCUUCCUCGCCUCCAUGCAAGGGAAGCUCGCCGCCUUCGUCGCCGCCCCUGUUUGCUAUUGAUCACCAUAAGAGUCACUUAGAGGGCUACCAACUCGAUUUUGACGCGCGUCCUAUUGUCGGUGCGAAACGGCCGCGGAGCCUGUUCGAACCUGCACUUGGUAUUCCAGACGAAAUCAAUGGAAAUGAAGGUUCCCAUCAUACGAGCUCUUUUGCCAAUCAAUCGCCUAAGAAAUAUAUGAAAAUGGAUGGCAGCUUGAGGCCAAACAACCUAUCCAACCCAAAACGACCCACUCUGAUCUCUCAGCAGAAGCAGCGCAGAAAGCUUGUGGCCCCAUUUCGCUCGCCUUUAGUGGAUAUAGCGUUCGCCCAUCACGGUGUCGAUGCUGUGUAUGCAAGUGGCAGGAUUCCUCGUGGUCUGGAAGCAGCGAAAGGCGAGACAGUUGACGUUGAAGCUCUAACCCGCCCCAAUCUGAGUUAUGCGGUGGAGACCAGCGAUGCCACCGUGCAGACCAAGGAUUGCACCAGGAAUGCCGCGAAGCAGUUCAAAUCACCGCUAUCUGUAGGAUCGUCUGUUCCGAACGUCUCAUUCUCGAGUGUGACAGCUAUGCCUACCAUUCAAGCCCUCCAGCGCAGAUUGCAAAUGCUGAAGCAGGCUAUUCGCAUCAAGACUGCUGGAGCUGGGUUGGAAGAAGCACAGCUCGAAGAACUUGUUGAAAAGUGGGUGACCGUUGGCAGGGAGGUGGCGUGGGCUGUUUGGGACACCGUGAAGGACCAGAAUCCCGGCGAAAGCAUCAACACCUGGAGAGGGAAAAGUGGCUGGCUAGAGGAAGAGUUUGGGCGUGGGGAAGGUUCUCGCUCCGGCGGAGCAACCGGCGCGUAUCAGGUGCGGAACGAAGGAAUUCAAGAUGACGAGGAGAACAUUUCUACGCACACACCCGGGACAAUGCUACGGCACUUGGGCAUCGCUCCUGAGACGCUGGGCUGGGACGAGCAAGAGGGGGAUUUUGUGGAUCUUGGUGAUAUUUGA
Fibroporia radiculosa is the source of this 2844-nucleotide messenger RNA. RefSeq lists its product as uncharacterized. NCBI's taxonomy places the organism in Eukaryota, Fungi, Basidiomycota, Agaricomycetes, Polyporales, Fibroporiaceae. The record is from RefSeq and is a predicted model, not a curated record. Bases 1 to 2844 code for a protein of 947 amino acids. The transcript is spliced from 5 exons.